AUGGUCGUGCACCUGUUCAGUGUCAAGUCCUCUGGAAGCUGCGUCAACUACACACUCUGUCAUACCACAGAAGAACAUGGGCACAAGUACUGCAAUGAGGCAUCUGAAGCUAUCAUGAAAAACUUCUACGUUGAUAACCUCAUCAAGGCCCACGACGACAAGGAACGUCUCAAGAUGAUGAUGGUAGACAUGACUUCACUCUGUGCUGACGGAUGCUGGCAUCUGAACCAAUGGACGUCAAGCAACUGGAAACUACAAUCUGUCAUUCCCGAGUCAGAACGAGAUACUUCUUUUGCAAAUCUGGGCUUGAGUAGGGAUGAGCUUCCAGUAGAAAGAUCGCUGGGUAUUGCUGGUGACGAACUUGCUGACCAUGAAGCAAGAGAUGUCAUUACUAAAGAAGACAUUCUCUUCCACCAUAUUUCUGCUACAGACAAGAAAUGGACUAUUCACUCAUUUAUAGAAAAUAAAUGGCAAGCAUAUUGGUCAUCUCCCCUUCUGACCAGCAAUAAAAAGUACAAGAAGAUCAGACAAAAUAUUGAACAUUGGCCAUCUUGA
Macrobrachium nipponense is the source of this 555-nucleotide messenger RNA. RefSeq lists its product as uncharacterized. The transcript has 2 exons. Bases 1 to 555 code for a protein of 184 amino acids. NCBI's taxonomy places the organism in Eukaryota, Metazoa, Arthropoda, Malacostraca, Decapoda, Palaemonidae. The record is from RefSeq and is a predicted model, not a curated record.